Messenger RNA from Caenorhabditis briggsae, 993 nucleotides. RefSeq names its product Protein CBR-SRD-41 (gene Cbr-srd-41). The transcript is spliced from 6 exons. Bases 1 to 993 code for a protein of 330 amino acids. Lineage: Eukaryota; Metazoa; Nematoda; Chromadorea; Rhabditida; Rhabditidae. The record is from RefSeq and is a predicted model, not a curated record.
AUGCCAUCUAGCGAAACAUAUCUAACCUUCUUAUUUUUCUUUUAUCCUAUUCUAGCACUGGCAUCGUGGGCCAGUCAAUGUCUGACCAAUUUUUUCAUCUUACGUCAUACCCCAAAAUUUAUGGAAAAAUUAAAAUAUGUGAUGAUCAAUACGAGUGUGUUUCAAACUGCUCACGUUUCUGUAUGCUGGCUUAUGCAGUUCCGUCAAGUUUCCAACGCGGAUCCUAUUCAAAUUUGGAGCUACGGUCUGGGGAAAUAUUUUCCAGCACAUAUUGGUUAUAUGUUCUAUCAUAUUAUGCAGACAUGCACAUUUGCUAGUGGAAUUUCUGUGGUAAUAAGUUUGUUUCUCAAGUAUCAAGCUGUUCGAUUAACACCAUUUGAUCCAAAAUGGAGAAAAUUUGUAUUGUUUCUUAUUAUCCUACCCUUAAUUAUUUCUGUGACCAUGGAAGUAGUCCUUAUCGUUGACCACUCUCUACCUCUGGAGAUACGGGAACAUUAUGAACAAUUGAAUCUGAGCAAUGAACAGUACACAAUUGUGGGUGUCAUAGAUUUUUUGAUCUGGCCAUCUACAGUCAACACCUCUGUUAUGGUAUUAUCAGUAUUCAUGUUUCCAGUUGUUGGGUUACUUUCCUUAUGGAAAAUGAGAAAGCUAUUCAAAAGAACAUCAGACAGAGUGUCAGCAAUCAAGAAUACACAGAGAAGACUUUUUCUUAUUGGUCUUGUCAUCCAAACAUUUCUUCCUCUCAUUUUCUAUUGUCCUAUUUCGCUAGUGUAUUUUUAUUGCAUCAGAACAAAAGAAGAAAUCCUACUUCAACAAUAUUUUAUGUUCACGCUUCCUGCAUGUCCGGCUCUUAUAGAUCCAUACAUUACAUUAUAUUUUGUGAAACCAUAUCGGGAUACUAUUAAAAAUUGGUUUACCAUAAGAUUGGGAACGGAAAAAGCGGUUAUAGUAUCUCCGGCAACAAAGAAUAGUACUUUGAUGAUUGUGGAAUAA